UUCGGCAGAGUACGUGCUAUUCCUAUCGUUUUAUUUUUUUCUUUAUUUAUAGGACUAUCCCAUUUUUGUACUUGAAGUGUUUUACUUACUUACAAUACAUAAACAUCCCUUUAUUUUAAAUUCUUGCUAUAUAGCUAAGACCAAAAGGGACGGGGCGAAAUUUGACCGAUAGCUUUUUAGGUUAAGUUACCGGGUCAAACAUUUAAAUCUGUUUAUUAAUUAUUCUCUCUAUUUGAGUAAUUACUUUACAAAAGUAUAGUCGGAAAUGUCUUUACACGACCGCUACACAAUUCUGCUAGACAAAUGCGUAAGUUCCUUAACAACCUGGAAAAAUCUCAUAAACGAAACCUUGGAAGAUGGGGAUCUUGAAACAGAAACUGUCCGAAUCAAAGAGAUGGCCAAAGAAUACUGCAUUAUCGACAAUAAUCACAAAAAAUCAGAGAACGCCAUAAAAGCCCUAGAAGACCACAUGUCUGAUCCUUCACAAAGUUAUGAUAUUGAUGACUUGUAUAGUCAAAAGUUUAUGGAACAACCUGACAAGGACCCAACUGAAAAUGAAAUCUGGCGGCAACUAUUUUGCGAUGAUCUCUCUAUUCAGGAAGUGAAAAUGAUCAACAAAAACAAGACUGCAAGUCAGUAUGAACAAGUGGACGAUUCAUUGCUUUGCUCAACAUCAUUUGCUCCACCAGUAGAUCCUAUUUCGAAAACGAUUAUCAGGAAACCAAUUAGAAACAAAAGAUGCAAUCAUGUUUAUGAUAAAAACUCUAUCUAUGACUAUAUAAGGCAGUCAAAGAAUAAAGCUAAAUGUCCUUAUAUGGGAUGUAGGAAUAAUAAAUUGUUGGUACAGCAUCUUGUCGAGGAUGGGAGUUUAGAAGAACAAAUUUCUCAGUUUCUUGCCAAUCAUCAAAGUUCUGAUGAAGAUGAUUAGAAUAUGAGUUAAUUUUGAAUGAUGUUGAGCUGAUUUUUGUAUUUAAGGUUUUUGUCAGAUAAGCUUGUACAAUUAAUAAUUUAAAUGAAAGAAUAUACCAUUGACUGUACUCUAAUAAAUGUUUAUUUUUGCUA
This is a messenger RNA of Anthonomus grandis grandis, 1062 nucleotides long. RefSeq names its product E3 SUMO-protein ligase NSE2-like. The transcript has a single exon. The record is from RefSeq and is a predicted model, not a curated record. Bases 266 to 928 code for a protein of 220 amino acids. Gene Ontology annotation, biological process: protein sumoylation; double-strand break repair via homologous recombination. Gene Ontology annotation, molecular function: zinc ion binding; SUMO ligase activity. Lineage: Eukaryota; Metazoa; Arthropoda; Insecta; Coleoptera; Curculionidae. Gene Ontology annotation, cellular component: Smc5-Smc6 complex; nucleus.